AUGGAGAAGAAAAUUAAAGCCGCGCAAUUAAAAAAGCGCCAAGCUCAAGCGCUGAUUAAGAACAUUGAGCAGUUCAAAUUAAACUUUACCGACAGUGAUGUGAAUGAAAUUCCCGUGUGUUUGGAACAGUUAGAGCAACAUAAUGCCAAUUUUAUGGAUGCAAUCUCCAAACUGGAAGAGUUGGAUGAGUCAGCGGAAUCACUAGAGACAUACCUGCAAGAAAGGUGCGAGAUGGAUAAUGUGUAUCGCAAAAUAAAGGGAUUCUUGCUUCAAAAGCAACCAUGCGAAGCAAAUCCGCUAAAUGCUUCAGUGUUGUUUGCGAACACGAGUGUAGGGGCGUCAGGUCAUUCGGGACCAAGUUUACGGCUCCCGAAAAUCGGAUUACCAUCCUUCGAUGGUGAUUCAACGAAGUGGCUCUCCUUCCGUGAUCGAUUUGUAUCGAUGAUCGAUUCGUCAGCAGAGAUUCCGACGAUCAUGAAGCUGCAGUACCUGUUGUCGUCAUUGAAGGGGGAAGCCGCGCUGCUCUUCGAGCACACCACGCUGAUAGCAGACAAUUACGCUAGCACAUGGGCCGCAAUGUUGAAAACUUACGACAACCCGCGUAUGCUGGUCCGGCAAUAUCUGCGGAAAAUUCACCAUCUCCCAGCGGUGAAAUCGGAGUCUGCGGAAGAAUUGGCGCACCUGGUCGUCGAGUUUAAGCGUCAUGUAGACGGCUUAGAAAAGCUGAAGGAACCUGUCGACAGUUGGGAUGCUCCGCUCACCACCUUGAUGUUCUUCAAGCUGCAUCCCUCAACUAUGCUGGCUUGGGAAAAGCAUUCGUCGCAAGCACCUCGAGAUAAGUAUAAGGAUCUCAUCGAGUUCUUACAAAGUCGUGUACUUAUUCUCAGGUCAACUCGGCAAUUCACGGAAGACAUAAAGGCCAAUACGGCAAUGGUGGCCGGCGGCGAGCAUAAAGUAGGAGCAAGGCCGAAAACUGCAGUGAAUGCAGCGACAACACGGCACUCGACGCAUGGCCAGUCCAACGGCAUGCAGCUACCUUGCCCGAUGGGUUGCGAAGAGGUGCACAAUCUUCGCAGCUGUCCUGAGUUUCUGAAAGGAGAUGUCCAGCAUCGGCGAGAAGUGGUGGCGAAGGAGCGGCUAUGCUUCAACUGCCUGAACCAAAACCACCAAGUGAGGUCAUUGUCGAUGGCGGCAAAGGCCGAACAAGAGAUGUCAUUUCUUGAAACGGCAUUGCUUUGGGUGGUCGAUGACCAUGGUAUUCGGCAUGAAGCACGAGCGCUCUUGGAUUCAGGAUCGAUGUGCAACUUCAUCUCGGAAUCCUUAGCGCAAAAGUUGCUUACCACGAGAUCGAAAGUUAAUGUUUCGAUCAUAGGUAUCGGUCAAGCGGUACAACAAGUUAAAGGGUCCAUCGAUGCUGCAGUGCAAUCGAAGUCAGAGCAGUUUUCAACCACUAUGGAAUUUCUGAUUUUGAAAACACCGUCUGCUGAGAUUCCAAUCACACCGAUCGACACAACAUCAUGGAAGAUUCCGACUGUCUCGUUAGCAGACCCAUCAUUCCACAUCCCAGGGAGAAUAGAUAUCGUCAUCGGUAGUGACGCAUAUUGGGAAAUGCAUACUGGCAGAAAGCGUGCACUAGGUAGAGGUAGACCAUGGUUGGUAGAGACGCCCUUCGGUUGGACAGUCUCUGGGAAUAGUUCCCACACAUCGGCUUCGAGCCAACGGUCCUGCCUCACCACCGUUAGUCAAGCUUCGCUUGACACUAUGCUGCAACGUUUCUGGGAAACAGAGAGCAUCCUAGAAGGUCCCGCGUUAUCCAUAGAAGAGGACCAAUGCGAGAAAUAUUAUGCGGCCACUACAACGCGUGAUAGUCAAGGUCGAUACGUAGUAAGCUUGCCGCAUAAGACCGAUUCCAAGAUUGUAUUGGGACAAUCUAGAGCGAUAGCCGAUCGCCGGCUCGUUGCCGUUGAACGACGAUUGUUGAACAAUCCUGAAAUGGAGGUAGAAUAUAAACGGUUCAUGUCCGAAUACGAAACAUUGGGACAUAUGAGAAAACUCACCGAACCCGUUGAUGAUAGUGCUCCGCAUUAUUAUAUCCCUCACCAUGCGGUGGUGAAGGAAACGAGUACGACCACGAAGGUACGUGUUGUCUUCGAUGCAUCCUGCAAGACAACAUCUGGGUACUCGUUAAACGAUACGCUGCUCGUAGGCCCAACAGUACAAGAUGAUUUGUUUACGAUUAUCUUGAGGUUCAGAAAGCACGCCAUAGCCCUAGUAGCAGAUGUCGAAAAGAUGUAUCGACAAGUUCGUCAUUGUGAAAGUGAUCACAAACUGCUACGCAUUCGGUACCGAGAAAGAUUCACCGACCCGAUAGCAACGUACGAAUUGCAAACAGUUACCUACGGUACUGCCUCAGCGCCAUUUUUGGCCACACGCACGUUGCAACAGAUUGCGCACGACCACAAGGGCCAGUACCCCAAAGCGAUUGAUCCAGUUCUGCACGACUUCUAUGUGGAUGAUCUAUUGACUGGUGCGGCGGACCUGGCAGAAGCCAUCGAAGUGCGCAAGCAAAUUUCACAAAUGCUGGAUUCAGCCGGCUUUGCAUUGAAGAAGUGGGCGUCAAAUGUCCCUGAUGCACUUCGAGAUGUCUCACUAGAGGAUCUUGCGAUCCAAUCGAUGCAUGAAUGGAAGGACGGCCAAGCAGUAUCAACGCUAGGUAAACUGCGACGAGUAAUGGGAUACUGCUUGCGAUUCAUCGAAUGCAGCCGAGCAAGCAAGGUAUCAGCGAGCAAGUGCAACAAACCGACGUCUAUCAAGGAGUUGGAAAAUGCUGUUCCUUCGCUUACGGCGACGGAACUGCGCAUUGCGGAACUGAGGUUGUGCCAGCUAGCACAACGGGAUUCAUUCGCGGAAGAGUUGGACGACCUGAAACGAGGGAAACGUGUUGGUGAAAGAUCGAAGCUGAAGUGGUUGUCACCGUACCUUGAUGAAGAAGGUAUGUUACGCAUCGGUGGCCGGCUGGGAAAUGCGAACAUUUCCAAGGAUGUUAAGCACCCCAUCAUCCUUGCGGCUUCACAUCACCUAUCUUCACUGUUGGUAUCAGCAUAUCAUCUGAAGUUACUACAUGCUGGUCCGCAGUUAAUGUUGGCAACGAUUCGACAACGCUUCUGGUUGAUUGGUGGUCGAAAUCUUGCAAGGAGCGUUUACCAUCGAUGCCACACUUGUUUCAAGAACAAGCCGGUAUUGGUGAAGCAGGCGGUAGCUGAUUUGCCUGAAUCACGAGUGACACCGACGAGACCAUUUGCAGUUAGCGGUGUGGACUAUUGCGGACCAUUUCUGUUGAAAUCAACGAUCCGCAACCGGAGUCCAACAAAAGCAUACAUCGCGAUCUUUGUGUGCUUCUCAACGCGAGCAGUUCACAUCGAGUUGCCGUGA
Molecule: messenger RNA, 3432 nt
Organism: Anopheles moucheti
Lineage: Eukaryota; Metazoa; Arthropoda; Insecta; Diptera; Culicidae
Exons: 4
Coding region: 1-3432 (1143 amino acids)
Molecular function (GO): nucleic acid binding
Source: RefSeq, a predicted model, not a curated record